AUGUCUGUAUCAUUAAGUUCUACUUUGGUGCUCGGUGUGGCUUUAGUAGUCGCGUCUCAAAUGUUAUCUGAAACGCGUGCAGCCCAGAUAGGGAGCAUAAACAACACCAGGGAAUCGGAAAUAUUUAAGAACUGUGCUGAACUUUACAAAUACGGCCAAACCAUCAGUGGUGUUUAUACAAUCGACCCAGAUGGUUCAGGUGCCUUUAAUGUCUAUUGUGACCAAACUACCGCUGGUGGAGGAUGGACAGUGAUCCAGAAAAGGGUGGGUGGCACUGUUAAUUUCAACCGCACCUGGGAGGAGUACAAAAAGGGAUUUGGUGAUUUCCUCAUUCACGAAUUUUGGCUGGGAUUGAACAAGAUCCAACGCCUGACGCAAAACAAGACAGAAAACAAACUUCGCGUGGAUCUGGGAGUACAUGCCUGCAAAACUGUUUACGCUGAGUACAAAUGGUUUGGUAUUGAGAAUGAGACAGCUGAUUACAAGUUACGCAUCGGUAAUAUUUCACCUGCAACUGUUCACGAUUCCCUCUCCAUUCAUAAUGGCACGUUAUUUAGUACAUGGGAUAGACAUCCAGCUAAUCAUGAUUGUGCACGGAAAUAUUGGGGAGGAUGGUGGUACCUGUACAUUGAUGGAGUUUGUACUGCUUAUUCAAAUCUUAACAGCAUCUAUCAUCAUCGUGGAAGUUCUUACACAAUUUUCUGGACAAAAUUAACUGCUAAAGCUGCUAAAACCAAUCCCAAAACAUCUGAAAUGAAAAUCAGACCAGCCGACUUUUCCUAAAGCCUUCUCCCUGAGAGACCGAUAAUUUUGUUUCGGGAAGAUUUUUUUUGUCUCAUGAAACGAUUUUUUGUACGAAAUAAUUUACCGGAUCUUCUUACAAUACUCUGUAAUAUUCUUGGGUGGUUUGAUAAAUUUAUCUACGAUUUAUCAGGCAACUUGAUUGAUUUGAUGAGUCUUUUUGUGGAUAUAAAAAGCAGAAUUUUGUUGUUACUUGAACUGAAGUUUGAACCGGUGAACUAAAUAUGUCCUUGCUGUAAAUUUUAGAUCUAAAAAUAACUUCCGA
Pocillopora verrucosa is the source of this 1066-nucleotide messenger RNA. The record is from RefSeq and is a predicted model, not a curated record. Lineage: Eukaryota; Metazoa; Cnidaria; Anthozoa; Scleractinia; Pocilloporidae.